GGGAGAGUUGGAAUAGAAAUGACCGGUCAUAAAUUCGAGUCGCAUGAAACCCGAAACACAUCGAAUUCGCGAUACCGGUCGAUCCGUGCGUGUGCACCUAAGUAUACCGCGCUCACCGGAUAGUGCAUGCUUAGGUGUGUUUGCACGGUUCCGGUCUGGUACAUGCCGGGUCUAGUUUUGCGAGCGAGUCUCGCGGGACGGGAGAAGAGACUAUCUAGCCAUAGUUAAGAGUCAGUAAUUCUACUCCGGGCGUAACAUGACUACAGCAGGGACCUAUUCCGACACGUAGAAGACCGCCACCGUGAUAGAACAGCGUGUCCGCGUUCUCCGUUGUACGCUAUCCGUCGAGCAGUUAACACCUUAAGCGGCGAGUUAAUUUUCCUGAACUUCGCAGACUUCCCGGCGCCGUUAAUCGGUAGUUUCGGUCCGGUCGUUCGCCGUCGGUCACCGGUGUGACCGACGCGGCAGAAAGCGAGCUUCGGGGACCGUGUUCGGCUACUAGACCCGGAGUGAUUUUUUGGAGAACAGUUGCCAGCGAGAACUGGGCACGAUUCCGGCGAUCGGUUUUCCCAUCGAACCGAGCAACGGCGCGCACGAUGUCGUUGCACUGUCGGCUAGACAGGUCUAAAUGUGUUCCAUAGCGAUGCCCGCCGAGCUGCUUCUGGGGCAUAGUCCGCCAGUGUACAGCUCGCUGCUGUACAGUCCCUUAGUGGUAACGGCACCGACGAUUACCAGUAGGUCGGUGCCGCCCAGGAUAAGACCCUGCUUGUCGACCGGUUCUCUAGCGAUAAACAACCUUCGCAGCAGCAACGAUGGCAACAACAAGCAGAAGAAGAGGGUGGUGUUCGCCGACGACCGCGGUCGUCCGCUUACCCAGGUCCGCGUGAUGUCGGAGCCCAGCAACGUGCCGCCAUUAUGGAGCACGGCGUACCUGGCCGGCCUAACCGGCAGGCUUCUUCACUCGAAGAUAGACAGCGAGGAGCCGCCGGAGGUAACGUCGCCCUGGCAAGUAACGUUCCCGCAACCGGCCAGCGACUACCUGGCAUUCCGGCGGAAACUCGACCAAGGGAACGUGAGCUUGGAGAACGUGAUCGUCAGAGAGUCUGAACAAUGUCUGGUGGGCACGGUGAAGGUGCGGAACAUCGCCUACGACAAGGAGGUCGUGGUCAGGGCGAGCAACGACUCCUGGAAGACGCACGAGGACGUCUACUGCACGUACGUCGAGCAGCCCGGCUCCCCUGCACUGAUCCUCUACGACACGUUCCGGUUUCGACUGACCCUGCCGCUCAAGUCGAACGUGGUCGAGUUCUGCGUGCGGUACCGCACCGACGGCAAAGAGUUCUGGGACAACAACGAGGGGAAGAACUUCAUCGUCCGCAAGAAACUGGAGCCCCGAGCCCCGCCGAAACGGUACGACAUCUUGACGACGAAGUGCGACGGUAUCCCGAGCAGCGGGAUGGCGCGGGAGAACAGCAUACCGCGGAUCACGGACGCGACCAGGGUGAACGUUCGCACCUGGAGCGAGUUCGCGUCCUGGCAACACCUGGCGAACGACGCCCCGUACUGGUGAACCGGCGACGAUCCCCGUGAAACGAUGUACGAAACCGUACAAAUUCUUCCAAUUUGCUUGGUUAAUUGUCGAGGCGUAGAUCACGCGGGACGAGGCGUCGCGGCGUCUUCUUGCGGCACACGAGGGACGCGGUGGCCGUAUGAAGCGUGUGUCGUCGGGAACUCGCGCCAGGAACAGAGGCCCGGAGAGGAGAGCAUCGACGAGAGAAGGGAAGAAGCGACACGGACCACCGGAUGAGCUGAAAUCGGAGGGACAAUGCUGCGGACCCACACUAACAUGUACACACACGCGCACGUACACACACAUACACAAGCAGCACACACCGGAUCAUGAACGAGUCGUAGAAAGAAGUUGUAGCAUCGUUCGCACAGAAGACACGAGGAGACAUAGAAGGGACGCUCUUACGCGCGGAGAUCAUGGAAAAGAGACACGUUCGGAGGUGGAAGGCACGGCGCGGGAUCGGAGAGGAGGCACUGGUCGCGUUACUUCUAUGACAGCAACGCACGGAAAACCCGAAUCCACGCAAAUUAGCCGAGCGGCGUAUCGACGCGCAGAGCGCAUCAUCGAUCAUCGGAGAUGGUUCCCAUCGAAGCUUCCUCUUUUCUGCUGACACGAAGACCGUCGUGCGACUUCUUUUCGAACGUCGCCUUCUUCCUCCUACUCUUCAUCUUUCCUGGAUCUUCGCUGCCAAAACCGAGGACGUCCCGUCAAGAUAAGUUCUCCGGCAUCGAGCUGACCAGAUCUCGCUGAUCCGUUCUUCUUUCUCUGAAGAAACUCACCGUCCUUGCCGCCUUUCUUUCUCUAAUUCAACUCACUCUCUGUCAAUCUAUCUGCUUUUUUUUCCUCGUCGUACGAACUUGUGCACGGAUGUGGCUUGUGUUCUAUUAUUCUGUCUUUUUUUUUCUUUUUUUUUUAAUGGGUUUCACUUGGGUAGGGUGGGUAAAGGAUUGUCAUUCGCUAGCACGUAAUGCAGGUGAAAGGACCGCAGAAUGAUCGGCACACGCGGAAGCUUCAUUCACACGAGAAUGCAAUGUCGUUGGCGCUAGAUUUGCCCUUUUUUUAUACUAGUAUGGCGGGCGCACACGAGAUUAUAGAAACGAAUGAGCCAAAUAGCUCGCCAUAGAACGAUGGGGGAGAGUUGUGCCAAUGGUAUCGAGCGAAGCUUCCGCGAUGAACAAUCGUUUUGCGACGAUAACACGAUGGAAAUCAACCUGAUGACAUCGCAACGCGGAGGCGAGCGGUUUCGAACGGAAUCGGUCGCGAUCGCUCGUUGUCCUGGGGGUCAACGAUCAAUGAGAGAACGGCGGGUGUAUAUUUUUUUACUUGAUUGAACGCCGCCGUCCUUCGCGACGGUGCGCAACAAUGUUUCUCGCGAACCACGUCGCACUGCUGGACUGUCCGAGCUGUGGGAUGCUUUGUUCCUUCUGCUCUUAAGUGGACUUUGCAUUUUAUACUUCGGUAAAUCUACUUAGAUAUAUUAGGGGCAUAGUGAGACAGUAGAGCGCAAUUGAAAAGAGAGUUGCGAGAGGAGGUACCAGAGAAUUAGCUAGGGAAUCAACUUGAGCAAUUACGUCACUACACAUUUGAAGAUGGUUAUUUCAGACUUGCACAGUCCACUAGUUUAAGAGUUGAACGACUCAACCGCAGGACAGUGCCGGUAGAAGUGCAUAAAAAAUUCUAGAAAGGAUUCGUUCGGUGUUGAGUAAGCGACGUUGAAUAUACGGGAUGCCUGAAAAGCUGUCUGUCCACUUUCCGACACCACUCUUGAGCCAACCUGUACGCUUAUUCGGAACGAAUCUGUUUCACCGUGUGUGUAUAAGAAUGUAUGUAUAUAAAUGCGUGCGUUUGUUUGAAGGCGAAGGUGUGCGAGGUGCGUGCACGCAGUAACAAGACGCCUGACGACGACAACGAAAUUCGAUCCACUCUCUUUUGCUUUCUUCGCUAUUGUUUCCGAGAAGAACCGCAACAAGCGAGCUACCGCUGUUAUUAUCGCAUGACGGAAUGCAUGCUCGGCGUUGUAUGUACGACAUUGUACGACUGGAUCGUACAAGAACGCCGGACCGCGGCUGCAAACGAACUUCUAAUCGCGGCGAAUGUUUCCAACGCGCUCAACUUCUUCGUGAUCUAUCGAUCCAUCAUUCUUCGUUUAUCAGCUCGAGAUCGCCUCUUGACUUGUAUAUCCUUUUCACUGUCUCGAGAGUGUAUUACACGGUAGCAAUGGGAAGAGAACUUUCCUCGAAUUUAGCCGAGAUAUGAGUUUAUCAAACUACAGUCAGAUGCCAAGAUUAACAAGUACUCUAGCGCCGGAGUCGAAAUUACUUUGAUAACAAUUCAUAACGGCGUAGUUCGAGCUCGAACUACAUAUUAAGAAAGCGUCCAAGAGGUUAUCUUAAGCUGGAGAAGUAGAAAUGAAUUAGUCUUUUAGUUCUGAGUGAGAAUGAAUGUGAAAGUAUAUAUAUAGUUGGAAAUAUUUGGUGGGAUUGAACAUUUGUAAUAUUUGAGUCUCUUAGGCAUGUAACACGCGCGUCUCCUGUGACUUUAGUCGCGUGGAACAAAUGACACAGAUACUCAGAGAACGAGAUUUUCUUUACAGGGACGUUGCCCGGACCUGGAACAUAGAUCUGGAACGUAGAUCACUAGGGAAUGGCGUCGAGGUGAAAAAUGUCGGACGCAUUAGAGCCUCCCCCACAGAGCCAGGAGCAACGACUGACGACGAUCCCUAAACACGAUCCAGCUUAAGAAAACGGUUUCAUUCGCUUUCGAAGAUCACUGACCUUGUUGGAAUUCGAGCCUGGACCCUCGACUGUUAGCCAAACAGGACUCCGACGGUUGUCGACAGUCAUUUACAAACACAGAGAAUUAUCCUCGCCCCAACUCGGCCUCAUUCAUGAAUUCAAACCAUCAAUAGCGGUUUGUAUUGUCCGCUUCUUAACCGGGUCUAGGGCCUUCCUAGGAUCUCUGUCCCGUUAACGUCUCAGAAAUUUAUCUUAUUAAAUCUCCUGACUCACCCCAGCCGAGUGUGCUAUUUUCUCGUCGUUGUAUUCCAAAGUCGUAUGACUCUCCAGGAGCCGUCUCCUGGACGUAUUCUUGUACUCGUACUUAAGCCUCGUGAUCCAGAGAAACACAUUUAUAUCUUGCAAGCGGUAUUCCGAUAUAGAGCUAGAAGCAACGGUUCCUUGAGAAUUAGGCGACAAUCGUAGCAAACGUAUUGUGUUGAAGAACAGACAGCUUUCGACUCUCCUAUGAUAUUGUUGUGCAGUGCUCCCUCCGGUUCAGAACUCCCCGACCAUUUAGUACUUAAUAUACACGACUCGAUACUCAUGUUUAUACAUACGUAUAUCGUUGUCUCACUCUCUUUCUCUCUUUUGUAAACAGAUCUCUAGCAAACUAGCUGCCAGUGUAUAUCGAGUAUGGUAAAAAUGGUCUUCUUCAAUUCUCAACACUGUUCUUUAUUUUGUUUUUAUGCCAAUGACGCUCUCGACUUGUACUAAUUAUCUUCAUCGCUGAUCCGCAGCGAUUAUUACUCUCUCUCUCUCUCUCUCUCUCUCUCUCUCUCUCUCUCUCUCUCUCUCUCUCUCUUUCUUUCUCUCUCUGCUCCUUGAAUGUCUGAGGUGUCGACUUUUCUCGGCGAUGCAUCUUGCACUCGAUCCAUUCCAGACGCGUUUUAGCACGCGUAAUCGAUUUCCAAAUCAGUUAGAUCCACGGAAGACUGUCUGGAACGAUUGAAUACUAUGGAAACAGAACGAACGAAACGAUUUCGAUCCUCGACGGGUAUUUACACUGAUUAGACUGUGGAUCUGGUGCAUUUGCGGUAGUUGUAAAAAUUCAAUUUUGUCAUAAUAAGAUCGAAACGAAAAUAAGACUUAUAUGUUCUAAAUAGCUUAAAGAAAUUAAAAAAUGCGUAAAGGUCCUCGGUCUAAUGGUCGCAUAUCCGAUCGUCCAAUGAUCCUUGAAUCAUCGGGCGAACGCCAGACAAUUAAAACACGAUCCUCCUGAUAAUCGCGUAGGAAACAAUAGUAUAUUUCUCUGUGUGUGUGUGUGUGCAUAUGGGGUUUUGUUAAAUGAACGGAGUGAUAUCUAGUUGAGGAAGAAUAUUUAUCGAACGUAAGAUUGAAUUCGAGGACACCCAAUAUAGAACGAACGCGAUAUAAUAUAUAUAUAUAUAUAAAUGUACAUAUGUUAAAGCAGUAACAGACAAAGCGAAAAACGAGUUCGAUGAAUCAGUUCGUUGCUGGUUCGGAGCUAUUCACCGGCAAGCUGCCACCUUUUCCUACAAACGUAUUAGUAAAUGGUCGAGAACAUAGUAUUCUGCUGACAUUAAAGAAUGUGUACGUUAUCCAGAAUCAUUGGAACACCCGUUGGAUAAGAAAAGGUGGCAAAACCGAAGUUUUCGACUGAUAUUAAGCCGCGUUACCACUCGAGCGACGUUGCCAAAGUGCCUCUCAAUAAAUCGAGUUGCCGAGAAUCCUGUAAAGUGUAAAGAAAAAUCGUCUUCGACCAGAAUGUACAUAGAAAAGAGUGAUUUAUUUGUCUAAUCUAGAAGUGCCGAUUUUAUCCGUGUAAUUUAUAUAUUCUGGUUUAUUCAGAGGCAUCGUAGUCAUUUUUGAAAGAGUCGCCUCGCCAGCCUUUUUGCUCGGCGGGCAGUUGAAUGUGUUCGUGCUCGGAUAAGUUAUUUAUUUGCGGUCGAUUGUGUCUAGUAUGGUGCGUUUUAAUUAAUUGCGUUUGUAUGAAUCUGCGAGACGUCACUCGAAUGUUCCUUGUAUACUAAUAAUAAUGGGAGGAGCUCCGCGAAUGCUGGGCAGAGCCAAUAUAAAACCGUCUCAAGUGGGAACGUGGCUUAAUUACCUGUUUCUAUUAAUCGCGCGGUUGAUUCCCGAUUUAUUCGACUCAGCUCCUGUAAACGAAACAACGCUGACUAUACAAUCGGUGGAAGCGAUGCAAUGCGACCUAUUAAUCAUCGAUCGGUCGUUUACCCUCCGAUCGAGCGCGCUUCACAGUUCCUAGAUCUCUUCCACUGGUCGUCGCGAGCUAAUCAAAACGAGAAUUAGGUGCGUCAGCGAGUGGAAGAAGCCCGGGUGUCCGUAAUUUAGUUAAAAAGCACGAAUUAGCUUUCCUAUCGUCUCGAUCAGUGUACUAACAAAACAGAGACACGCGCAUUGCGACGACAUAGCGAGACAGUGAAUCUUGUGGAUCCAAAAUUAUUUGGGUUUUGGUCAGCGAACGGUGUCAUAACAUGUUUAAAGGAGUGUCAAUGAUGCCAGUUUGUAUUCAAAGCGGCCUAAUUCUGAAUCAGCUUCAUUUUUGUACCAUUUGUUAAAAGUACAUUGAAAUACUCAAGACGCAGGGGUUCUGGACAGUACCCUAAUUGACACGGGUCCAGACAUUAGCGUUUAAUGGUUCCGCUGGGUUCACCGCGAUUCGCUGUAUCGUUUACCCUUGGUUAUACAAUUUUUCUUCUUGAGAGCCGCAAGACUGAUAACUUAACGCAGGUACACGGACUGUAUAUAGUAUCAUUAUAAGUUGUGGGAUUGAGUUUCGUUAAAACUAGCGUUCGUUUGGUCAUAGCUGCGGUCGCACGACUGUUUCGACGAGCCCGUCGAUUUAGAGAACGUUUAUGUAUUGUUUAAUUAAUUAUGUAUAUGUUUACGUGUAGAUAAACGUAAAGAAGCGACGGCCGUUGUGAAAAUACUCGCGCGACCGCAGUCUGUAAUAGGAACAGAAUAUGGGACACCGUGUCUUCCUCGCCUAGUAAUUAAUCGUUUUCGCUGGGUGAUCGGUUUUACACGAAACUCUUCUCCUCCGCGGCAACUCCAGCGUUGAGUUUACUCGUGAAAAAUAUGUUUUUAGGCUUUGCAAGACCGUACCCCCCGCCCGUCUCCUUGUUUUAUUUUAUUUUAUUUUAUUUCUUAAUCUCCUUGAACUCGUCAGAAUUGAUUCCCCCGUGAACAAUGUUUUAUAAUUAUUACAAUAUAUUUUAUCGGUAGUAUUCUUAGGUAGAGAAUGCUCUUUCUAUUCCUAGCGCUCGAUGUCCGACAUUAGCCUAAGUGCCGCGUGUUUAUAUUGUUACUGUAUAUCAUAUUUUUUAUCGAUAUCCAUCGAUUAUCAAUUGCUGUUAUAUUAUAAUUUUAUUUCUCUUUCUCUUCUUCUCUCACUGUCCUAUUCUCAUAAUUAAUAAUCGAUACGACUGCGGGUAUUCAUUCUUGUACAAAAGCGGAACGCGUCUACAUUUUUAUCGGUUUAACGUAAGAUGCUCAUAUACGUAUACAUACUCGGGUAAUUAAUUUGUAAAUAUACAAACAUGUUAUGAACAGACUAAUUAGCAAUAAAAUAUUUUUAGGUGGGAUGUGUUAA
Messenger RNA from Megalopta genalis, 7921 nucleotides. RefSeq names its product Glycogen binding subunit 70E (gene Gbs-70E). Gene Ontology annotation, biological process: regulation of glycogen biosynthetic process. Lineage: Eukaryota; Metazoa; Arthropoda; Insecta; Hymenoptera; Halictidae. Gene Ontology annotation, cellular component: protein phosphatase type 1 complex. Gene Ontology annotation, molecular function: protein phosphatase 1 binding; glycogen binding. The record is from RefSeq and is a predicted model, not a curated record.